AUGGAGGGCACUAAUCCCGGAAAAUCCCGGCUCUUGAGCAAACCUUUUGUUGGGAAGCCCAUAGCAGCCACAAAGGCCCUGAGUCAGCAAGAUCUUCUUGAAAUGGUUUUGCGGCUCAGGUUGUGCCGCGCCGCCUCCUGCGAGAGACGCCGGGCCCUGGGCCCGACCAGCAACUCCGGCGGGGCCGGCGCCGGCGCGGCCGGGACCCCCCCCGGCGCCCGCCGCGACCGGAGGGGGAGCGGCCGCGUGUUCGCCGCGCGACACCGCGCCCCACACCCACAUCAGAUCCCGGUAGAACCCGGGCAGUUCCCGCGGGGUGGCUCGGCCGCCGCCCGCCGCCGGGAGACGCGCCCCCUCCCGGAGGCAGCGUCCCCGGCGGAGGAAGUAGGUGGCCAGCGCGUGCCACCGCGGGGGAUUCUCCGCGUACAGGUACCUCUGCAGCGCCGGGAGGCGGAGGGCCGCCAGCUGGGUGCGCACGCACACCAGCGACUGACCCCCCUCCACCGACGGCAGACUCAGGACCGCCGCGGAGACCCAAUCAUUUUCUACGAGGGCAAAUGUUUCACUGGCAGAAAGCUGGAGGUGUUCGGAGACUGCGAUAACUUCCAGGACCGGGGCUUCAUGAACAGAGUGAACUCUAUCCGGGUGGAGAGCAGUGCCUGGAUCUGCUAUGAUCACCCUGACUGCAAAGGGCAUCAAUAUAUCCUGGAGCGAGGGGAGUACCCCGACUUUCACCGAUGGAACGCCCACAACGACCACAUGGGUUCCUGCCGGCCUGUUAAGAUGCACGGUGAACAUUACAGGAUAGAGCUGUUUGAAAACUGCAAUUUUAAUGGCCAGUGCAUGGAGUUCUGCAAUGAUUGUCCAUUCCUGCAAGGACAAGGCUGGAACAAAACUUGUGUCAACUCAAUCAAGGUCUAUGGUGAUGGAGCCUGGGUUUUAUAUGAGGAGCCCAACUACCGGGGAAGGAUGUAUAUCGUGGAACGAGGGUACUACCAUUCCCACACAGAGUGGCAAGCACAGAAUGGCAACGUCCAGUCCAUGAGAAGAGUGGUCAACUACUUUUAGUGAGGCACGUUCUUUCUUCCAUCAAUAAUA
Molecule: messenger RNA, 1098 nt
Organism: Pristis pectinata (smalltooth sawfish)
Lineage: Eukaryota; Metazoa; Chordata; Chondrichthyes; Rhinopristiformes; Pristidae
Gene: crygn2
Product: crystallin, gamma N2
Exons: 5
Coding region: 1-1068 (355 amino acids)
Biological process (GO): visual perception; lens development in camera-type eye
Molecular function (GO): structural constituent of eye lens
Source: RefSeq, a predicted model, not a curated record